Messenger RNA from Girardinichthys multiradiatus, 5447 nucleotides. RefSeq names its product zinc finger E-box binding homeobox 2b (gene zeb2b). The transcript is spliced from 10 exons. Gene Ontology annotation, molecular function: DNA-binding transcription factor activity, RNA polymerase II-specific; RNA polymerase II cis-regulatory region sequence-specific DNA binding. The record is from RefSeq and is a predicted model, not a curated record. Bases 1 to 3954 code for a protein of 1317 amino acids. Gene Ontology annotation, biological process: anatomical structure development; regulation of transcription by RNA polymerase II. Lineage: Eukaryota; Metazoa; Chordata; Actinopteri; Cyprinodontiformes; Goodeidae.
AUGGUUCUUAUUUUUUAUCUUAUUUCAGCUUUUUUUCAGGAGAUUUUCAUGGAUUUGAACUUUGCGCGCGUCCGCGUAAAACUUGGAGCUCAACUUCGGCUUACCUGCGCAGGUGGAAGGAAGGAAGGAAGGAAGGAAAGAAGGAAGGAAGAUAUCACGCUGAAAAUCAAGGGAUCGAGUCCAUGCGAGCUGCCAUCUGAUCCCCCCUACCUCCUCCACCACUUUCCACACACACACUCACACUUACACGCACACACACACACACACACACACCUAUCAAUGAAGCAGGAGAUCAUGGCGGAUGGCCCCAGGUGUAAGAGGCGAAAACAAGCCAAUCCGAGGCGGAAGAACGCAGCUCUGAACUACGAGAAUGUGGUGGAGACGGGCUCAGAGACCGAGGAGGAGGACAAGCUGCCCGUGUCCGAGGAGGACCCCCUGAUCAAUGGCACAGGCAGCCCGGCCAGCAUCACCAACCUGGAGGCGUCACCGCGUGCUGAGAGCCACAGCCUGCUGACCAAGGACGAAGAGGACGACGAGAUGAGGGACAGCGGUGUGGAGCACAUCUGGCCUGACAAUGACAUCCUGAGUGCCUCGGUUGAUGGUACUGAUGAAAUUAAAGAUGAUUUUGAUGCCAUGGGGCCUGAAGCCACCUUGCAGGCAGUUAGAAACGGUACAGUCAAGAGCGUGGAUUGCACUUCAGAGCUGGAGGACUUCUUCGCCAAGCGAAAGCUGGACGACAGUGACAGCCACGUGGUGAGCAUCGCCGAAUACCUGCAGCGCGGCGACACGGCCAUCAUUUACCCAGAAGCCCCGGAGGAGCUGAGCCGGCUUGGAACGCCGGAAGCCACAGGACCCGAGGAAAACGACCUGCCACCUGGAACGCCAGAUGCUUUCGCCCAACUGUUGACCUGCCCCUACUGCGACCGGGGCUACAAGCGUUUGACAUCGCUCAAGGAGCACAUCAAGUACCGCCAUGAGAAGAACGAGGAGAACUUCGCCUGCCCCCUGUGCAACUACACGUUCGCCUACCGCACUCAACUUGAGCGGCACAUGGCCACACACAAGCCUGCCAGGGAUCAGCACCAACUGCUCAACCAAGCGGCCAGCAACCGCAAGUUCAAAUGCACUGAGUGUGGCAAGGCCUUCAAGUACAAGCACCACCUGAAGGAGCACCUCCGGAUUCACAGCGGUGAGAAACCCUAUGAGUGUCCUAACUGCAAGAAGCGCUUCUCCCACUCAGGCUCCUACAGCUCCCACAUAAGCAGCAAGAAGUGCAUCGGUCUGAUCGCCGUCAACGGCCGCAUGCGCACCAACUUGAAGCCGGGCUCCUCCCCCACCUCUGCCUCUGCCUCACCCACCAACACUGCCAUCACCCAGCUGCGUCAGAAGAUCGAGAACGGCAAGUCGCUUGGCCUUGCUGAUCAUGGGAACCACAUGAGCAUCAAAACGGAGCCGCUUGAUUUCAACGAUUAUAAGUUGAUGAUGGCCUCCCAUGGAUUUGGUGCUCCUGUUCCGUUUAUGAAUGGAGGGUUGGGAGGGAACAGUCCACUAGGGGUCAACCACAACUCGACGGCUCAGAGCCCUUUGCAGCAUCUGAGCAUGGCCGGACUUGAAUCGCAGUUUGCGGGCUACCCAGGUCCAUUGGGGAACAACCUUAGUGAGGUGCAGAAGGUUCUCCAGAUUGUGGAUAACACUGUUUGCAGGCAGAAAAUGGACUGCAAGCCGGAGGAGCUCUCCAAACUCAAGGCCUACAUGAAGGAGCUGGGAAACCAGAUGGAGGAGCAGAAACAGGGCUUAACAUCUUCAGGGGGACCUCAGGUUGGUCUUCCAUUGGUCAAUCACAAUGGCGCCACCAAAAGCAUCAUCGACUACACGUUAGAAAAAGUGAAUGAAGCCAAAGCCUGCCUCCAGAGCUUGACAACAGACUCAAAGAGACAGAUUAGCAAUAUCAAACGAGAGAAAUCCAACCACAUGCUCGAUGGAGGUAUGGACGACAAGGUGCCGGAAAGCAUGUUUACACCCUACACUUGUCAGUAUUGCAAAGAAACCUUCCCAGGGCCAAUACCUUUGCAUCAACAUGAACGCUACCUGUGCAAAAUGAACGAGGAGAUCAAAGCUGUGCUGCAGCCCAGUGAGAAUCUGAUGGCUAACAAACCAGGGAUAUUCAUGGAGAAGAACUCCCACUCCUCCAUUUUGGCUGAGAAGGGACUCACUGCCCCUCUUAACCCUUACAGGGACCACAUGUCUGUGCUGAAAGCUUAUUUUGCCAUGAACAUGGAGCCCAACUCGGAGGAGCUGCUCAAAAUUUCCAUAGCAGUCGGCCUUCCUCAGGAAUUUGUCAAGGAAUGGUUUGAGCAGCGAAAGAUGUAUGAGUAUAGCACUUCCAGGACCCCACCACUUGAGCACAGGAACAACAUAGAUAUGGUUGUCGGAACAAAUAACCACCAAACUCCACCAAAAGACUCUUUGGCAGCUAGGUCGCCUGUGUCUCUUAUCAAACCUGCCGACCGCAUCACGUCCCCCUCCAUCGCGGAGCUCCAUCACAACGUCAACAACUGUGAUAACUCACUCAGACAUUUGAAGAACCACCAGUUCGGUGGUAACGCCAAGUCGGCAGGUGAAAAAUUGGACCACUCCCGCAGCAACACCCCGUCACCUCUAAACCUGUCCUCCACAUCUUCCAAAAACUCCCACAGCAGCUCCUACACUCCAAACAGCUUGACUUCGGAAGACCUGCAGGCUGAGCCGCUCGACCUCUCUCUGCCGAGACUCAUGAAGGAACCCAAACAUGCACUGACUGUCAAAAGCAGGCCAAAAGUCAAUAGCAUUACAAUCGACCACAACAGCAUCCCUUCUCCCCGAGAGCACUUCGAAGAGCCUCUGAACUUGGCCUAUCUCAAGAGGGAUUUCUCAGGCUCAAUCAACAAUGGGAACCUUGAAAAAAGCACUAGCCCCAUCUUUGGCAUUAACCCGUUUGCUGCCAAACCCUUAUAUACAUCACUUCCACCCCAGAGCGCUUUCCCCCCUGCCACAUUUAUGCCCCCCAUGCAGGCCAGCAUACCAGGUCUAAGGCCCUACCCGGGCAUGGAUCAAAUGGGCUUCCUACCGCACAUGGCCUACACAUACGCAGCAGGGGCAGCUACCUUUGCAGAGAUGCAGCAGAGGAGAAAGUACCAACGAAAACCAGGUUUCCAGGGGGACCUGCUUGACGGUACACCAGAUUACUUGUCAGGGCUGGACGACAUGACAGACCCCGACUCCUGUCUGUCGCGGAAGAAGAUUAAGAAGACCGAAAGUGGUAUGUACGCGUGUGACUUGUGCGACAAAACAUUCCAGAAGAGCAGUUCCCUUCUAAGACACAAAUAUGAACACACAGGCAAGAGGCCGCACCAAUGCCAGAUCUGCAAGAAAGCCUUCAAACACAAACACCAUCUCAUCGAGCACUCACGGCUGCACUCUGGCGAGAAGCCUUACCAGUGCGACAAGUGCGGGAAGCGCUUCUCCCACUCGGGCUCCUACUCACAGCACAUGAACCACCGUUACUCUUACUGCAAGCGAGAGGCUGAAGAGCGGGAGGCGGCCGAGAGAGAGGCCCGUGAAAAGGGCCACCUGGAGCCCACCGAGCUGCUCAUGAGCAGGGCGUACUUGCAGGGCAUGACUCCUCAGGGCUACCCAGCAGAACUGGCGGAGCGCGAGGCCAUCCUAAGGCAUGACGCCGUGAACGGAGGGAUUAGGGUAGAGGGACGGAAGGAGGUAGAUGGAUCGUACGCAAAGAUAGGACGGAGGGACGAGUUCGAGGAGGAGGAAGAGGAGGAGAGCAAGAGCAUGGACACGGACCCAGACACGUUGAGGGACGAGGAGGAGAACGGGGAGCACUCGAUGGACGACAGCUCGCUGGACGGCAAAACGGAAACCAAAUCGGAUCAUGAGGACGCGAUGGAGGACGGCAUGUAAUGAAUGAGGAAGGACAGGGGACACUUUUUACGAAGCUUCCCAUAUUAAAGUUUUCAGUUUGUCUCUUUCGGUUCAGUAUUCUCACCUGCUCGGUUUAAAACGCCGUGUUUUAAGCUGCACGUGCCUGAAGCUUCUGGGAAGCUCUCUUUGGGACGACGUCUACCGAAAGGGACGGGACUCAAAAAUCAAUCCGAAGGACGGGAGGCGCGGGUUUGUGAAAUAAGCUGCAUUAUGCAAACCGAACAACAAAUAAAUGAAUAAAAAAAUGUACAGUACUAAGGCCUAAAACAACGUGUGGUGCUAACCUCCUGUGUUCCAUAGUAUUUAUAGCACAACUAGUGACUUGUACAAAUUGCACUCCGCUUCUAUAAUCAUGAACAAAAAUAAUAAAAAGUAUUGCCUAUGUAUAUAUUUAUACAGUGUUGGAAAAGAGCAGUAUUACCUGCACUGCAGUCCUUCAGUAUUACCACCUACCUGCGUUUUUCGGUGUCGUUUUUAUUUCUUGAAACAUCUCCAGCCGCACUGUUUUAGGCCUCUUGAAUUGAAUCUAAUGAAGGAAUUGAAACUGUGUUCGUUUUGUUUUUUUAAAGAAGUUUUAAAGAGACCUUCGUUUUAAGGGAAAAUUACAGUUUAUGGACGGAGCAUUGGGGGGAAUAAAAAGAAGAAAAAAAAUGAAGGACGAAGCCUUUGUAAGGUGUUUUUUGAUAACAAAAAAGAAGCCUUAUAUGCAAACCUUUUAACCUGUGUGUUUUUCUGCAAGUGCCACCCUCGUAUUGUGUAAAAGGACGGUUCGGUUUUUUAUUUUUUAUUUUGUUCUUCUUCACCAGCUUCAGUAUUAUGAUGAGAUGGUUCACCGUUGUUCUCCGAAGCACCUGUGUCAGUAUUAAAGACGUAUAGGCAGCCAUUUUCCUUUAGUUUACAUUAUGUUGUGCAAUGUUUUCUCAGCUCUUUUCUUUUUAACUCUCUCAGUAUUACAACCAAACCGUUUUUCCUUUUUUUUUUUGAUUAUUUAUGUGGCCCAUUUUAUAUUUCCUAAUUUUAUUUAUUUCAUACUGUUGUGUACAGUACUAUAGUUCUUCAAUAUAUAGAUAUAUUUUAGUAAAAAGGAACAUGUUGUCGAUCAUAGGGGCAAAUUUUACGUAAAAAAGAGCAUUUAUUGUGUUUUGAAACAUUGUGAAGUUUUAAUCUUAUUUUUUUUUUCUUUUACUUUCCAGUUACUGGAAAAAAAUCCAAAAUUUGGGAACUUUUAUACAAUUGUGAAAACACUGUAUUUUCGACUGAAAAAAAAUUCCACUUUCUUCAUCUUUGUUUUCUUUUUUUAAGCUGAAAAAAACAAUGAAGAGGGACUGUUAAAUACUAUGUAUGAUAUGAUGACUGAAGAAGAAAUCUUUCCUGAAAUGUCUUUGUAAAAGUAUUAUGGAUUCUUAAUUUGUAAUUUUCUCUUGAAGAUGACCCUGCUCGAAUAAAAAGUAGCCAAAUUACAGAGUACGGAA